This is a messenger RNA of Quercus robur (English oak), 1266 nucleotides long. Its product is annotated as probable pectate lyase 5. Lineage: Eukaryota; Viridiplantae; Streptophyta; Magnoliopsida; Fagales; Fagaceae. The coding region runs from base 1 to 1266 and encodes 421 amino acids. The transcript has 4 exons. The record is from RefSeq and is a predicted model, not a curated record. Gene Ontology annotation, molecular function: pectate lyase activity.
AUGGCAAGUUGCAGCUUGCUCUCUCUCAUUACCAUUCUCUUCACUCUCCUAAUCCCAACCCUUAUUGCCUCUAGACCAGUUAAAGACCCGGAAUUUGCAGUAAAAGAAGUACAAAGAAGCAUCAAUGCCUCUUUGACAAGGAGAAAUUUGAAGGGAGAUUCCUCUUGCUCAACUGGGAACCCAAUUGAUGAUUGUUGGAAGUGUGACUCCAAUUGGAAUAAGAAUCGGCAGAAGCUAGCUGAUUGUGCAGUUGGGUUUGGCAAGAAUGCUGCUGGUGGAAAAGAUGGUAAGAUUUAUGUGGUUACAGAUUCCGGUGAUAAUGAUGCUGUAAAUCCCAAGAACGGGACUCUAAGACAUGCUGUGAUCCAACAUGAACCAUUGUGGAUUAUAUUUGAAAGUGAUAUGACGAUCAAAUUGAAGGUGGAAUUGAUUAUGAACUCGUAUAAGACCAUUGAUGGUAGGGGAGCUAAUGUGCACAUAACUGGUGGUGGAUGCAUUACUAUUCAGGACAUAACUAACGUUAUAAUUCAUGGGAUACACAUACAUGAAUGUAAGCCAUCAGGGAAUACUAAUGUGAGAAGUUCCCCAGGUCAUUUUGGGCAUAGGGGUGUUUCAGAUGGUGAUGCUAUGAGCAUCUUUGGUAGUAAACAUGUUUGGGUGGACCAUGUCACACUUUCGAACUGUGAUGACGGUCUGGUUGAUGUUGUUGAAGCUUCAUCCUUGGUUACCAUUUCAAAUAGUUUGUUUACACAACAUGAUAAGGCUAUUUUAUUGGGACACGCUGAUGACUACACUGCAGACAAGAGCAUGAAAGUCACUAUUGCCUUCAAUCACUUUGGAGAAGGGCUUACUCAAAGACUUCCAAGGGUUAGGCACGGGUACGUCCAUGUGGUGAACAAUUACUACACCAAGUGGAAAAUGUAUGCCAUUGGUGGGAGUGCUUCCCCUACCAUCCUUAGCCAAGGGAACAAAUUUGUUGCUCCAGAUGAUGAAAAAAGCAAAGAGGUGACCAAAUACGAAAAUGCACCAAAAAGUGAAUGGCAUAAAUGGAAUUGGAAAUCUGAAGGAGAUGAAUUUCUAAAUGGUGCAUUUUUCACAUCCUCCUCUGGAAUUAUUUCUUCCUCAAAUGCUACAUUUUUCACAUCCUCCUCUAAAUCUAGUUCUUCCUCAAGCGCUUCCGACAUAACUGCAAAAGCAUCUUCUCUUGUUCCCAAACUUACAGCUAAUGCGGGUGCACUUAAAUGCAAGAAGGGUUCUGCAUGCUGA